Messenger RNA from Cadophora gregata, 1569 nucleotides. Its product is annotated as Lanosterol 14-alpha-demethylase. Gene Ontology annotation, molecular function: iron ion binding; monooxygenase activity; heme binding. Gene Ontology annotation, biological process: ergosterol biosynthetic process. The transcript has 3 exons. The record is from RefSeq and is a predicted model, not a curated record. NCBI's taxonomy places the organism in Eukaryota, Fungi, Ascomycota, Leotiomycetes, Helotiales, Ploettnerulaceae. The coding region runs from base 1 to 1569 and encodes 522 amino acids.
AUGGGAAUCCUCGAAAUCAUCACGGUGCCACUGGGCGAACAGGUCUCGCAGCGCGGAUUGGGCAUUGUGGUCGCUGCGGGUUUCGCAGCUUUCUUGGUCGCGUCUGUCGUUCUCAAUGUGCUGAGCCAGAUACUUUUCAAGAACCCAAAUGAGCCGCCUGUGGUUUUCCAUUUCUUCCCUAUCAUUGGGAGUACCGUUACGUACGGUAUGGACCCUUACAGGUUCUUCUUCGACAACAAGGCAAAGUAUGGCGAUAUCUUUACUUUUAUUCUGCUAGGGAAGAAGACAACUGUGUAUCUUGGGACGGAUGGGAACGAGUUCAUUUUGAAUGGAAAGAUAAAGGAUGUCAACGCCGAGGAGAUCUACACAGUUUUAACGACCCCGGUUUUUGGAAAAGAUGUGGUCUAUGAUUGCCCCAACUCGAAAUUGAUGGAGCAGAAGAAGUUCAUGAAAAUUGGUCUCACAACAGAGGCUUUUCGGUCGUAUGUCCCUAUUAUCCAGGACGAAGUCGAGACUUUCAUCAAGCGCUCCGCAGCGUUCAAGGGAAGCAAGGGCUCUGUCAAUAUUCCUGCGCAGAUGGCCGAAAUCACUAUCUAUACCGCCUCUCACUCCCUCCAAGGAAAGGAUUGCCGAGACAGAUUCGAUUCUUCAUUUGCUGAGCUCUAUCACGCUCUCGACAUGGGCUUCAGCCCAAUCAACUUCAUGCUUCACUGGGCUCCUCUUCCUCACAACCGCGCACGCGACCAUGCCCAGCAGACUGUUGCAAAGACUUAUAUGGAAAUCAUGGAGGCGCGCCGAAAGGAUAAGAAGAGCCUCGAUAACUUGGAUAUCAUGUCUCAGCUCAUGCGUUCAAGCUAUAAGAAUGGCGUUCAGGUUCCAGACAUGGAAAUCGCACACAUGAUGAUUGCCCUUCUCAUGGCUGGACAACAUUCGUCUUCUUCCUCGAGUUCCUGGAUCAUGCUGCGCCUUGCCUCUAGACCAGACAUCAUGGAGGAGCUGUACCAAGAACAAAUCGAAGUUCUAGGUUCCGAUCUCCCAGCUCUGCAAUACGAAGAUCUGGCCAAACUCACCAAGCACCAGAACGUUUUGAAGGAGGUUCUGAGACUUCACACUCCUAUCCACUCGAUUAUGCGAAAGGUCAAGUCUCCUAUGCCAGUCCCAGGGACAAAAUACGUCAUUCCUACCUCCCAUGUACUCCUUGCAUCUGCUGGCUGCUCAAGUCGUGACAGCACAUACUUCCCUGAUCCGAUGAAAUGGGAUCCUCACCGAUGGGACCCUGAGUCCGGUGGCGUCUUGGGUACCGAUGUUGAGGAAGAGAAAUUCGAUUAUGGUUACGGUCUCAUCAGCAAGGGUGCCAAGAGCCCAUAUCUUCCAUUCGGUGCAGGAAGACAUAGGUGUAUUGGAGAGCAGUUCGCCAACGUGCAACUGGUAACCAUCACCGCUGUGAUGGUACGUUACUUCAAGUUCAAAAAUAUCGACAACAGCCAGAACGUCGUCGAAACAGAUUACACGAGUUUAUUCUCGAGACCUUUGGCGCCGGCAAUGAUUGCGUGGGAGAAAAGAGAGUAG